This is a messenger RNA of Silurus meridionalis, 1932 nucleotides long. RefSeq names its product acyl-CoA thioesterase 19 (gene acot19). The record is from RefSeq and is a predicted model, not a curated record. Bases 233 to 1513 code for a protein of 426 amino acids. The transcript has 11 exons. Gene Ontology annotation, molecular function: fatty acyl-CoA hydrolase activity. Gene Ontology annotation, biological process: acyl-CoA metabolic process; fatty acid metabolic process. Lineage: Eukaryota; Metazoa; Chordata; Actinopteri; Siluriformes; Siluridae.
AUGAAAUGUAGAUCUAUCAGAGCUGGACAUUGUCCAUGGCUUGUAUGUGUGACUGUAAACGAAAGACCAUCACAUGCACAACUUUAUGGAGGCGUCCUUAUCUGUAUCUGUAUAAAUGAGGUUUAUUUAUUAACUAGAAAAGACUGCUGAACCCUGCUGAGCUGCUCAAACACACACACACACACACACACACACACACACAGCCGACACAUUCACGCUAUAACCGCAGGAAAUGUCUGGGUCACUUCCGCUACUUUCAGUUCGCCCGAUCCGCUGCAUGGUGGAUGAACGCUUCGAGGUGCGCGUGCAGGAUCUUCAGCCUGGGGUUCGGGUCACAUUGCACGCGCUGCUGCAGUCAGAGGACGGAGACUUUUGGGAAGCUUUUGGUCACUAUGUCAGCGAUGAGACAGGACAUGUCACAGUAUCUAAAGAUCCCAGUCUUGGUGGAUCAUAUGAAGGAGUUGAACCCAUGGGUCUGCUGUGGAGUAUGAAACCUAUUCCUGGAAGCAGGACAGGCCUCAGAUUUCGCAAGAAGGAUGUCUACACACCGAUGGAUGUCCACAUAUCUGUAUAUGAAGACCACGUAACUGAGGGAUUCAGAGAGAAACCUCCCAUAGCAUUAGUUGUGACACAGAGGUGGUACACUGCCCCAGGGAUCCAGAGGGUUAAUGUUACGGACAAAGGGUUAAAGGCGGCCCUUUACAUCCCACCAGGCCCUGGACCUUUCCCUGCUGUGCUGGACCUCUGGGGUGGAGGUGGAGGCCUAGUGGAGUAUCGCUCUGCUCUGCUGGCAUCCCGAGGCUAUGUUGCUUUAGCACUGGAGUAUAUUGGACGAGUAGACGCAGAUGGAAAGCCGUACAAAGUAGACAAUGAAUACUUCGAGGCAGCAUUCACUGUGUUGAAGGAGCAUCCACAGGUUUCUCCAGAAAGAAUUGCAAUUCUGGGUUUGUCCUUUGGUGUCUCUGUCACCCUGGGCAUGGCGGUAUACUCCUCAGUGAUAAAGCCCAGGUGUGUAGUGUGUGUUAGUGGAAGCCACAUCAUGCCUGUCAAUGGAUCGCUGGCUGAUGUCUUUGCUGAGAUCAAAAAAAAUGUCAAAAACACCCGCUAUGAUGAAGAACAAAGAAUCAUAUGGCGAGAUCUUCUGCUUCCAAUACCAGAUGAUCCUUUAAAGAAAGUUGAGAUGGGUCGUAUCAAGUGCCCCGUUUUAUUGAUCGUUGGGGAGGAUGAUCAGAAUUGGCCAGCAUCAGAGUCUGCAGAAGAUAUGAAGCUGAUGAUGGAACAUGCCGGCAAUAGUAGUCUGUUGACUGUUCUGUCGUAUCCUGGAACUGGACACCUCAUCGAACCUCCUUACAGUCCACAUUGCCGAGCCAGCAACUUCAUGUUGGCAGAGUCAAGAACUAAAGUGGUGGUGCUGUGGGGUGGACAAACGGAGCCUCACAGUCGAGCUCAGGAGGACUCUUGGCACAAAACCCUGGCAUUUCUGGAGCAGCAUCUCUACAGCAUUAAUGAUUAACAUCAAAUAUCAAUUACAUUGUCCGUAUGCAUUUUAUUAGAGAAAAAGGAAGAAAGAAAGAAAGAAAGAAAGAAGUUCCGAUUUGAUAUUACACAUUUUAUAUGCAUUAUUGACUAUUGUGUUUUGUAUUAUUGAUAAUCAUCAAUAUAUAAGAAUUAAAUUUAAAUUAAAAUUUUUUUAAAUGUGUAGCAGCAUGGGGCAAAUUCACUUUCACCAGUGGAAGCAAAGUACACAAAUAUAAAACCAAAAAUAUAUAUACAGUAAUCUACAGUAAAAUAUUUUUUAAACAGAUUUUCAAAAGACUUGUAUGCUAUACUUGAUCAAAUGAUAUAUUGUACAUUUACCUAUACACUGUUAAAAACUAAACAAAAAAAGUUUUUUCUCUGCAAAAUCUGAAAUAAACGUAUUUCUAAACACGA